AUGGCUGAUUAAGUUGAUAUUUUAGAUUUUAACAAAACUCAUAGGAAUUCAAAUAAAUUAAACUAGGAGCCUGAUAUAUUGUCUUCUCAAAACAAAAAGCAAUUAAUCACACUUGACGAUGUGGAUUCUCUAAUAUAGUAAAUUAAGAUGCCUCAAAGUAGAAAUUUUGAAUUUCCAUCUUCAUUAGAAAAAUCAAUUAUUCAUUCUUAAAGUUUUUAUAUUCAACCUAAUAAAAAAUUUCUUAAUAAAAACCCUAAACUAAUAAGUUGUGAUUGUUGUGGAUAAAUGAUUAGAAGAAAUAGAUACAAUAUAUUUACUUGUGAUAUGUAUAGUAUUUUUGCAGGAGAUUAUGGAAUUAGUAUUCCCUUAUAUUUCUCCAUAAUAAAACUGCACUUUUUCAUUUUAUUAAUAAUAGGUUGUAUUUUCGGUAUUUAUUAUUGCUAUUUAUCCGAGUUAUAUUGUGGAAUGCUUAAUCGAUAAAAUUAUACAGAAAAUGCUCUUUAUGAAUAAUGUUGCUCUUCCUACUUGGCAGCAUAACAUUUCCUAUUAUAUAGUUUUAAUUAAGAAGAAAUCAUAAAUAAAAAUUAUGAUGAUCAGGAAACCUUUUAUAUCUUGGGAUAUAUUGCUUAUUUAAUUAUGAUGUUGACUCCUUUUAUGCAUGAAAUUCUAUUGAGAUUAUAAUAGAUCAAAUAUUGGAAUUAUGAUUCCUUCAAUCAUCUUCGUAUUCCUAAAUUAACAUUAUAUAUUAAACAUAUUCCAAAAAAAUUUAACGAAUUAGAACUAUAACAAUAGAUGUAAAAUGCAAUUUCUAGUUACUAUAAAGAAAAAAUAGGAGAAAAAAUUAUUGAUGAGAUUGUUUAUAUAUAUGAUAUUCAUCCAAUUAAAGUCUUAAAUGAAAAAAGAAAGGAUACCUAUUUAUAAAUAUUAUAAAUAGUUAAUUAACUUUAAAUAGAAACAAAAUUGGAAUUAAAAGGAUAAUUGAUAGAUUUAGUUUUUUAAUUAAGGAAAUAAACAAGAGAUAUUUUUAAAAUCUUGUAAUAUGGUUUACCAUUUACAUCAAAAGUUAUCCUAAAAUUUAAUUCAGAAUAAGUAACAAAUUUGAUUUACGAACAUUUUAAUAAAUUAUUGUUAAAUAAAUUACUUAUAAGAAUUGACACAAUAAAAGAAUCUGCAUAAAAUUAUAAAGAAUUCAAAAAAGAUUAAAUUGAAUUAUAGGCAUAACUGCUAGAAAAAUCUGAAGCUAAAAGUUUGGAUAUACCAAAAAUUCUCAAUUAAUCAGAUCUCUCAGAAGAAGUUGCUGUGAAUUAAUCUGAAAUGUUUAAGUAUCAGUUGUAAGAUGAUUUGAAACUAGUAGAAGAAUAAUAAGAAUAAAAUUUACAAAAUUCAAUUAUAAAUGAGAAAAAAGGUUUACAUUUGAAAAAAGGAUUUCGAUAAGAAGAGAUAUUGUGGGAGAAUAUUGGAAUGCAUACAUUAAAAAGAUUCUAUUUAAGAUUGUUAACUACAAUGGUAACCUUAAUACUUGGUAUCAUAAUUAUGGCUAUAUAUGAAGGAUUAUAUGUCUGGCAAAAAAAUUUGGAAGAUAAAACUGAUUGGGUUAGUAAAUUAAUUAUUUAUUUGAUCAUUAUAUUUACUGUUAUCCUUUAAAUCCUUUCGACUAUACUUGUUAUCAUUAUGACUAAGAGAGCAUAAAGAUUUACAUAUUCUUAAUAGGAGAAGAAUAUUAUCACUUUUAUGUCACCAAUUCAAUAAGUUUGUAUUUUUGCAUUUCCAUUUAUUUUUGUUUUAAGUAGUAUGAAAGAACAUGCUGCCUUAAAUCAUAUUUAUGUUUUAAUGGAACUUACUAAAUUAGUCAGGUUUAGAAUUAUUGCUAAAGGAAUAUUUCAUAUACUACAUCAAAAACUUUUGAGAUUCAAAAUAUCUAAGAAAAAAAUAAUUAAGAAAUUUUAACCCACAUCAUAGUUUUAAAAGAAAUUAAAUGAAUUAUUAACUCCACCUCUCUUUCCUAUUAGAAGCAGAUUAUUUUUUAUUUUAUAUCUUUAUAGCACUGGUAUGGUAAUGUUAUUUUUUAAUCCUACUAUGAUUUUAUGGUGUUUAGUCAUAUAAAUUAUUAUCUAUUACUACGAUAAAUUUAGUGUCUUAAGUGAAUAUCGUUGUGAUAAACUUUUUACUUUCUAACUUUUCAGAUAUUUAAUUUUAGUUUAUUAAACUAUCAUGAUUCCUAUAUAUUGUUACAUAUAUAUAGUUACAUUCACAAAUAUCAAUUAAGACAUAAAUUCUGAUGGAAUUGUAUUUAUUAUUCAUUAUUCUUAGUUAAAUAAUUAAUACUCUAAAGUUUCCUUAUUGUGGACUUAUUUAGGAUAUGGCACCUUUAUUUUAUCUUUUAUAAGCUUCAUUUUUUUCAGAAAGAAAAUAGCCAAUUUCUUUGUUUUUGUAGUGUUUAGAGUAAAAAGGCCUUUGAGAGAUGCUACAAUAUUUAAAGAAAAAUCAUUUUUACAAAGUUAUAAGGAAUAUUUUAAUGGUGAUAUUUAUUUUUAUUCUUAGAUUUGGGAGUUAUGGAAUUAAAUUAAAUUUUUGAUGAUAUUACUUAAAAUAUGGCAUCUAAAUCAAAAUGA
Molecule: messenger RNA, 2612 nt
Organism: Paramecium sonneborni
Lineage: Eukaryota; Ciliophora; Oligohymenophorea; Peniculida; Parameciidae
Source: the annotation of a GenBank genome assembly